UGCUUAAUAACAGCCGUACGAAUCGCAUUUUUGCAAAUCUUGAAAAUGUUGAAGAUAGUCAAGGCAAUUAUACUAAAGAUAAUUCGGAAAAUUCUUUUAAAGAUGCACAAAACAUAAUGUAUGAUAAAUGUAAUACAGUAAAUACUACGGAAACGACACCAACAACAAAGUGGGUGAUUGAACAUUUUGCCAAGGAAAAUUUAGAAAAUUGUCCUGUUGGUAAGUUCUUAUUUAGAUCGAAAAAAUACGGAUUUUUUGUAUAAGUAUUAUUAUUUUAGAUAUUAUUAAUAAUGCAGACCCAUCUGAAAAAAUCUUAAGCAACCCUAUUAUGACAAAUGAUGACACAUGUGGUAGUGGAAAUAAUAAUUUUUUGGAAACUCAAUUACCUAAAAAAGCUAUGGAUAAAGGUACUUCAUCUUCAAGCAGUGACUCAUCUUCAAGCAGUAACUCAUCAUCAAGCAGUAAGUCAUCAUCUAGCAGUAACACAUCUUCUGAUACAGACAACAGUUCACAACAUUCUAAAACCGAUACCGAUCCUUAUGGAUCAGAUGACAGCAUCGCAGAUCCUCCUUUUAAUCCACCUGUCAUUAAAAGGCAAGUUAAAAUAACAACAGGUAAUGCAAUUAAAAAAAGAAAGUUAAAGAUCCGUCAAACAAUGAAAAGGUGGGUAGGAAGAAACUUCGGCAGCCUGCAACUUGGAAACAGGCAGACACAAAGAGAUUGCGAAAUGGCGGAGAAGCCUAUUUAUCUACCAGAAUUGUUCAAAAUGCAGACGGCACAAAAACCAAAUCCAAAAUAUUGCGGCCAGCUAAAACCCUUUUACCACCCUGCGGGAAUAAAAGCAAGUUAA
Diabrotica virgifera virgifera (western corn rootworm) is the source of this 850-nucleotide messenger RNA. Its product is annotated as vitellogenin-1-like. The transcript has 2 exons. Bases 329 to 850 code for a protein of 173 amino acids. Lineage: Eukaryota; Metazoa; Arthropoda; Insecta; Coleoptera; Chrysomelidae. The record is from RefSeq and is a predicted model, not a curated record.